Molecule: messenger RNA, 1989 nt
Organism: Beauveria bassiana ARSEF 2860
Lineage: Eukaryota; Fungi; Ascomycota; Sordariomycetes; Hypocreales; Cordycipitaceae
Product: tRNA synthetase class I
Exons: 3
Coding region: 1-1989 (662 amino acids)
Biological process (GO): methionyl-tRNA aminoacylation
Molecular function (GO): ATP binding; methionine-tRNA ligase activity
Source: RefSeq, a predicted model, not a curated record
AUGAGGUUGGCACGCUUGCAGCCUUUCAGGUGUGCACAAUCGAGGCCAUCGCGGCCCUUAUUGCGGCCGUCGUGGAUAUGCGCCAGCUGCCGGCCCAAUGGCCCGUUGUCGCGCCGCUGGAAUAGCUCUGCGCAAACCAAGGAGAAGCCCUUUUACGUCACAACGCCAAUAUUCUACGUCAAUGCGGCCCCUCACAUUGGUCACUUGUACUGCACCGUCCUAGCCGACGUGUUGAAGCGAUGGCAGCAGAUAAAUGGCAAGGAGGCAUACUUGUGCACCGGAACCGACGAGCAUGGCAUGAAGAUUCAGCGCGCGGCCGCUAAAGAGAGCAUGGAUCCUAAAUCGUUUUGCGACCUCAAUUCAGACAAAUUCCGCAGCUUGACCCACGACGCCGACAUCUCCAACGACUUCUUCGUCCGCACGACCGACCCCGACCACAAGGACGCCGUCUCGCAGUUCUGGCUGCAGCUCAAGAACUCGCUGCCAAAGGACCUAGGUCUUUACAAGGGCACCCACGAGGGUUGGUACUGCGUCAGCGACGAGUGCUUCUAUCCCGAGGACUUGGUGCAGCCCAGCAUCGUGCCGCAGACGGGCAAGAAAAUCAUGAUCAAUGUCGAGUCGGAGAACGAGGUCGAAUGGGUCAAGGAAGAGACGUGGUUCUUUCCAUUGACCAAGUACAAGGAUGCGCUUCUCAAGUUCUAUGACGAGAACCCGGACUGGGUCAAGCCGGCAAACCGCAUGCAAGAGGUGCGCGAUUGGGUCGAAAACCACCUGGAGGAUCUAUCCGUUACCAGGCCCGUCUCGAGACUGAACUGGGGUAUUGCCGAUCCGGAGGAUCCCACACAAACAAUUUACGUUUGGGUCGAUGCCCUCAUCAACUACAUCACAAAGGCUGGCUAUGGUAGCCAGUGGCGCACACCGACGGACGACACGGGCAUCUGGCCCGCCGACCUGCACAUUAUUGGCAAGGAUAUCCUGCGCUUUCACGCCAUUUACUGGCCUGCGCUUCUACUUGCACUUGGCCUCCCGCCUGCCAAAGGUAUUUUGUGCCACAACCACUGGACCAUGUCUAAUCGUAAGAUGUCCAAGUCGCUUGGCAACGUUGUCAACCCCGUCUUUGCCCUCCAGCGCUGGGACGUUGAUCCCCUGCGCUACUUUCUCAUGCGCAACGGUAAUCUGACCAAAGAUAUGAGUUACUCUAAUGAUAUCAUUUCUGCCAUCUACGGAAAGGAGCUGCAAGCCAAUAUCGGUAAUCUCUUUUACAGAAUCGCCAAGCCAAAGGGCGCUGCAGGUUGGUCUACGCGGAAAGCGGUCGCGAGUAGCAAUAGCGGCGCUUUCAAGGAGCUUGACGAGUUCAGGCACAAAGCUGAGUAUGCUCAAUUCUUUUCGCUGGAAUCCACCCUUGGGCGGGCCUCGAAUGCCUUUUCAAAGGAAAUGGAGGACUACAACACCGGUGGUGCCAUUCGCGAAGCGUUCGAAUUAUUAAGAGACACAAAUCGAUACAUCACUGAUACCCAGCCGUGGGUUCUUGCCAAGCAAAAGGAGCCCCUCUCAAAGCUACUCUUGAACUGGACUAUCCAUCGCAGCGCUGAAGCCCUCCGCAUCGCCGCCAUUCUGUUGCAGCCCAUCAUGCCGAGUAAGAUGAAGCGUCUGCUUGACGAAAUGGGGGUGCGGCCGGACCGUCGCUCCGUGGCCUACGCUCAUCCCGACGCCGAUGACGCCUACGGCACUCGCAACCAAGGCAACUCCAACCACGACCGGGCCAACAAGCACCUGUUACUGUUCCCGCCUAUGGCCAGCGGCGACGUCUCAGAUGCAGAGGUAUUGCAGCAGCUCAAAGCAUACAUGGGGAAGAACAUGGCCAAGUCAAAGAUGAAUCAGAUGGUGGAGCUCCUGGCCAUGGAGGCGAGGAUGGGCGAGGCGCAAGUCGCCAAGCUGCUCGGCACUGAGUUCCCCGUGGAGCAGACGCCGCCGAGGCAUCCCAAUUGA